UUCCAGUUUAUGCGUCUCAGAUUCUCGUACGUGGUGAGUGCAGCUUCAAUUGUGGAGAGCCUAGCACCUAAAAAUAAUUCACACGCCAGAACCAGAGGCCUCAACAAACCUUUUUCCUCCCCACCAUCUAUUCCAACUCUUUUCAUCCUUCACCUUGGUGUCAUCUUUCCAAAUACCAUAUCUUUUUUUCCUUUUUCCCAUUUUGGAAAGAACACCAUGAAGGGUCAGCAUAGUUAUUGAUCUUUAUGCAUAGUUUGGUCAUCACCAUCUUGGCGUUUGGUUUCUUUCUUUCAUCUGGUGUAGGUUCCAUGCACUUUGUAAACCGUUUGUCCCUAGAGGAGGUUGCUUGAGGAAGACGAGGCCUAGCAACUUGUAUGCCAUUCGUGGGUAUAAUGGGUGGUGUAAUUGGAAAGAGUGAAUAUUCUGAAUUAGCAGAAACAAAACUGGACCAGAUGAUUGUGCAGGCAAUGAUCCGGAGGGCAAGUGAAGGAAGCAACAUGAGAUCAUUUGAUAGUAUAGUCCUGAAGUUCCCUAAAAUUGAUGAAAGCUUGAGGAAGGUUAAGAGCAUAUUCGAGCAAUUUGAUGAAGAUGAUAGUGGUGCUAUAGACCCUGAAGAGCUAAAUCAUUGCUUCCAAAAGCUCCAAAUUUCCUCGACCGAGGAGGAGAUAAGUGACCUUUUUGAGGCAUGUGAUAUGGAUGAGAGCAGAGGUAUAAAAUUCAAUGAGUUCAUUGUUCUCCUUUGCCUCGUAUUUCUUCUAAAGGAGCCUCCUACCAGUCGUUCAGAAUCUCGGAUGGGAUUAGCACACCUGGAGGCGACAUUUGAGACAUUAGUUGAUGCAUUUGUAUUCCUGGAUAAGAAUAAGGAUGGUUAUGUCAGCAAGAAUGAGAUGAUUCAAGCUAUCACUGAAACUUCUGUUGGCGACCGUUCAUCUGGGCGUAUUGCCAUGAAAAGAUUUGAAGAGAUGGACUGGGACCGCAACGGGAUGGUGUCAUUCAAAGAAUUUCUCUUUGCAUUCACUCGAUGGAUUGGUAUAGAUGCUGAGGAUGAAGACGAAAGCACAUUCUCACCUCAUGGUUAUCAAGGAUUUGGCAAGAUUGCAGGUUCAUCAGCAUUACAAUAGUGGCAGGUCCACAACUAAGUUCAACUAACAGUGCUGAUCGCCCACCAGAAUGUGGAAACUGAUGACCAAAUGCCAACAAGGUGCACGCGAAGAUGGUGGUCAUGAGCACGCGAACAUGGUGGCCAUGAAAUCCAGUCUGGGGAAUGCAGCUACUUUUUGACAUGCCGAUAGUUCAGCUCUUCCAGAGUCAAUCUAUACUUAGUGGCUUUUCCACAAUAUUGUGGUGCGCAUCUAGCUACCUCUUUAUGAUAAAUAGAGGGACCGCUGAACCCUUCAACGGGAACAUGUGGCUUCGUAUCACCUCUCCGAUUGACAUGCACUGAGUGUAAAGUGUGUCACAGUUGUUUUUGUUUAGAUGAUAAAGUUCACCUAUGUAUUCCCUGUUAAGAGGCUAGUUGGUUGGCUUUAUGAAUCCAUAACUACUUGGCAUCUCCUUAAAGGCAAGUUGAAGGAGCCACAGAAACCA
This is a messenger RNA of Nymphaea colorata (pocket water lily), 1587 nucleotides long. Its product is annotated as probable calcium-binding protein CML21. Gene Ontology annotation, molecular function: calcium ion binding. Bases 375 to 1121 code for a protein of 248 amino acids. The transcript has 5 exons. The record is from RefSeq and is a predicted model, not a curated record. Lineage: Eukaryota; Viridiplantae; Streptophyta; Magnoliopsida; Nymphaeales; Nymphaeaceae.